AUGGAAAAGCUUGUGGAUUUUAAUCAAUCCAAGAAUAAGACCCCAAAGAUUGUCAUUGUUGGAGCCGGAAUAUCUGGAGUGGGAGCGGCUAGAAAGCUGCUAAAACAAGGAUUGACUGAUGUACAGAUAAUUGAGGCAUCAAGCCAGCCUGGAGGACGGAUCAGAGGUUCUCUGUUUGGCAAAUCGGUCGUGGAUGAAGGAGCUCAGUACAUUCAUGGGGCGAGUAUGAAGAAUCCCAUUUUUCAACUGGCCAAAGAGUACGGCCUUCUUCAAGAAGUAUACGACAAGUCCGAUGGUAAAUGGUCAGUGUUCACCAACACUCAGAAACUGUUCGAUCAUGACUUUGUUAAGGAAAUGGAGAAUCUAACUAAUUUUCUGCAGGAGCAAACAGCCCUUCAUUCUCAAGGAAAGGGAUACGCAGAACUUAGAAGCAUUGGUCAGGUCUAUCUGGAGGAAAUAAAGAAGGUCUUCUCAAACUGGACUGACGACACUCCCAAAUUUAGGAGGCAAAAGCUUGGUUUCCUCAAUAUGAUGAAGAAGGAUCAAUGCUUAUAUUUUUCAUCGCAAAACCUAAAUGAUGUGUCUCUGCAGGAAUUUAGUGAAUAUGAACAUAUUAAUGGCGGUGACCUCAACUCUCCACGAUUAUUCCUCAAAUUAAUCUCUAAUCUGGUAGAAGAGAUCCCAAGGGAGAAGCUGCUCCUGCAGAAGCCUGUUAAACAGAUCCAGUGGAAUGGAAGUUUUGAAUCGGAAACUGGCACACUCUAUCCAGUCAGGGUAGUGUGCGAAGAUGGGGAUCACAUUCUAGCUGAUCAUGUCAUCGUGACUGUUUCAUUGGGUUAUCUGAAAGAAGUAGCAGAUGCAUUGUUCCAGCCAAGCCUCCCAGCGGACAAGUUGCAUGCAAUCAAAAACAUGGGCUUUGGUACAACAAACAAGAUUUACCUGGAGUAUGAGGUGCCCUUUUGGAACAGUUCAGAACACUGGUUUGGAUUGGUUUGGGAGGACGAAACUCCAUUUUCUGGCUUGAAACCAAAUCUAGCUGAGUGGUGGAGACGCAUUUUUGCUUAUGAUGUGCUUCAUCCAGUAGAAAGAUAUGGACAUAUCCUUUUGGGAUGGAGCUCAGGGAGAGAAGCAGAGUUUAUGGAAACACUCAGUGAAGAGGACCUAGUAUCAAACAUUACCAGGAUCCUAAGACAAUUCACUGGAAGACCCGUGCCACGGCCUAAAAAGGUUUUUGUGACAAAAUGGUUCAGUAACCCUUACACUCGGGGCUCCUACUCCCAUAUAUCCAUCAAUUCAACUGGAGACAUGAUUGACACACUGGCUGAACCUCUACCGCAGGAAGGAGAUGGUGGACAUCCGAGUGAAAUGAUGCAGAUUUUAUUUGCUGGUGAAGCAACUCAUCGGAGCCACCACAGCACCACCCAUGGAGCACUGCAGUCGGGCUGGAGGGAGGCUGAUCGACUGAUUAAUCUCUACUCCACCAGUGAGGAACAACAUCAAACAAAUAAGUAAUUUAAACGCAUCCAUGUAAUAAGAAGUAGCGACAUUUGAAACUUGAUUCAUCAAUGUAACCAAUUCAAUCAAUUUUUCACCCUUCGUUUUAAUUUCUGGCAGCUACCAGAUUGGAUAACCUGGGAGAUAGUAAGAACUGC
Molecule: messenger RNA, 1652 nt
Organism: Rhincodon typus (whale shark)
Lineage: Eukaryota; Metazoa; Chordata; Chondrichthyes; Orectolobiformes; Rhincodontidae
Product: peroxisomal N(1)-acetyl-spermine/spermidine oxidase-like
Exons: 8
Coding region: 1-1512 (503 amino acids)
Molecular function (GO): polyamine oxidase activity
Source: RefSeq, a predicted model, not a curated record